UUGUUUUAAUUCCAAAAUUAAUGUAAAAUACAGGAAAAAGCAAAAUUAACACACACUACUUUUCUCUCGCCUCCACCUUUCUCCACACUCCUUUUGAUUUGCUAAUAUUUCAUCCGCUAAAGAAAGACCAAAAGAUUAACGAUGAGAGGAAGAGAAGGAAAAGAAGAGUCGGAGUCGAGGAUUCCACUGUUGAAAGGCCCUCACACGGCGGAGGAAGACGGUGGAGAAUUGAAGAAGAGAGUUUGGGUUGAGACAAAAAAGCUAUGGCGAAUCGUUGGUCCUGCUAUGUUCAGUAGAUUAACAACAAACUCGAUACUUGUAAUAACUCAAGCUUUCGCUGGACAUCUCGGAGAUCUCGAACUCGCCGCAAUCUCCAUCGUCACUAACGUCAUCCUCAGCUUCAACUUCGGCCUCUUGCUUGGAAUGGCGAGUGCGUUGGAAACGCUGUGUGGACAAGCGUUUGGAGCGAAGAAGUAUUACAUGUUGGGAGUUUACAUGCAGCGUUCUUGGAUUGUUCUCUUUUUUUGUUGUGUCUUGUUGUUGCCGACUUAUCUUUUCACAACUCCGGUUCUCAAGUUUCUCGGCCAACCGGACGAUAUCGCUGAGCUUUCCGGUGUCGUUUCCGUUUGGGCCAUCCCUCUCCAUUUCGCCUUUUGUUUGGCUUUACCGCUUCAACGUUUCCUCCAGUGCCAGCUCAAAAACCAAGUGACUGCGUUUUCAGCUGCGGUUGCAUUGGUGGUUCACAUAUUAACGUGUUGGUUGUUCGUGAGUGGGCUUAAACUCGGAGUGAUGGGGACUAUGGCCACGGUUGGUAUAUCUUGGUGGGUCAGUGUUCUUAUUCUAUUAGCUUACUCCACUUGCGGUGGCUGUCCACUUACUUGGACUGGCUUCUCCUCCGAAGCCUUCACUGGACUUUGGGAGUUUCUCAAACUCUCUGCUUCUUCUGGCGUCAUGCUUUGUUUGGAGAAUUGGUACUAUCAAAUUUUGGUAAUAAUGACUGGAAAUCUUCAGAAUCCUCGAAUUGCCGUUGACUCUCUGUCUAUAUGCAUGACGAUAAAUGGCUGGGAGAUGAUGAUUCCUCUUGCUUUCUUCGCCGGGACCGGUGUACGUGUGGCGAACGAAUUAGGAGCAGGUAAUGGAAAAGGAGCAAGAUUUGCGACGAUUGUAUCAGUGACUCAGUCGUUAAUAAUCGGAUUAUUCUUUUGGGUGAUAAUAAUGCUUUUUCAUAACCAAAUCGUUUGGAUCUUCUCUUCAAGUGACGCGGUCUUAACGGCCGUUAAUAGACUUACCAUUCUGUUAGCUUUUACCGUUCUUCUUAACAGCGUUCAACCGGUUCUUUCCGGUGUCGCGGUUGGGUCGGGUUGGCAAUCCUACGUGGCAUAUAUAAACUUGGGAUGUUACUAUUGCCUCGGAGUUCCAUUUGGGUUUUUAAUGGGCUGGGUUUUUAAAUUCGGCGUUUUGGGAAUUUGGGCUGGUAUGAUGUUUGGAGGAACCGCAGUUCAGACAAUGAUUUUAAUUUUUAUCACGACGAGGUGUGACUGGGAAAAUGAGGCGCAGAUAGCAGUUGCGCGUGUUAACAAAUGGUCCAAAUCAAUAGACUGAAGAUUUAUUGAACUGAAAUAAUAAAGAAUUUUGCAAACAUCUCAGCAAAAUUUUCUGAAGUGUGAAUCACCUUUGUAAAUAUUUUUCCCAGCAUAAACCAAAAAGUCAGCACAUAUAUUGGAUAUACAUAGUUUUAUUACUAAACCGGUUUAGUCGGUUAAGGUGUUUAUUGGAUAUAUUUGAGACCACAUUAACCUUUGUCUACAUUCUAGCCUUAUUGGAUGUCAAAUUCUUAAAUGUCGUUUAAAUAUAUACGAUUCUUUCUAAAC
Eutrema salsugineum is the source of this 1871-nucleotide messenger RNA. RefSeq names its product protein DETOXIFICATION 27. Gene Ontology annotation, molecular function: xenobiotic transmembrane transporter activity; antiporter activity. The coding region runs from base 142 to 1602 and encodes 486 amino acids. Gene Ontology annotation, biological process: xenobiotic detoxification by transmembrane export across the plasma membrane. The record is from RefSeq and is a predicted model, not a curated record. Lineage: Eukaryota; Viridiplantae; Streptophyta; Magnoliopsida; Brassicales; Brassicaceae. Gene Ontology annotation, cellular component: membrane. The transcript has 9 exons.